UUCCUCGCCGUUUGUAUGACCGAGAAAUUCGUCUUCAAAUCAAACCGUGCGCGCAAGUUGUUCGUACGGCUAGGAAUUCAUCACAGUUUUCAAAGCUCACAAAUUCUGCAAAACAAAUAGAAUUGCCUUACUGAAACUUUCAGGAACACAAGUUGGUGCAAAAAUGCAUGUUGAACUGGGAACUCGAAUUGUCCGUGGCUUGGAUUGGAUCUGGGGUGAUCAAGAUGGUGAGGAGGGGAUGCUCGGAACAGUUGUCCAAAUAAAAAACGACCACCCACCGGCAGGCAGUGUGAAAGUUCUUUGGGAUCAUGGUGGCCAAGGAAUGUACCGUUGUGGAGAAAACAACGCCUGUGAUCUUCUCGUGUUUUGUUCACCUGCUGUAUCAAAACAUGGUGUAGGUUGCGACGUCUGCCUAAAAGAUGUUAUUGGCACUCGUUGGAGUUGCAAGGAAUGUCCGUUAACGAAUCUUUGCACCACGUGUUACAUGAAUGAUAAGCACAGUCUGCAACAUGCUUUUGAUCGAUUUGAUGCUAGUGACAAUGAAGGGACCCCAUUACCCGCACGGGCAAGGUCUGUGAAAGUCGAAGCCACUGGGUUCUUCCCCGGAGCAAUGGUUGUUCGUGGUCUUUGCUGGGAAUGGGACGACCAGGAUGGUGGCGAUGGGCAGGUAGGCCAAGUCACAGAAAUCCAGGAAUUUCACAGCAAGUACCGAAGAAAUGUAGCACGUGUGCAGUGGAUUGGGAAUGGCUUGUCAAAUGUCUAUCGCAUUGGACAUAACGGCAAGGUUGAUCUGAAGUGUGUUAAGCCUACAGCAGGAGGGCACUAUUACAAGCAUCACUUGCCAGUUUUGGGAGAAAAGAGUGAGAUGUUUGCAGCAUCAGCUAUGACUGCGAGGCCAUCUACUAUGAUUGUUGGAGCAGCUGCACCGAAUUUCCCCAUGGACGCGUUUCCUCAAGGAGCAGCUUCGAAUGUUGAAGCUGUGGCUGCUAAGAGCAUUUCGUACUCCAACGAAAAGCGGUCCAUUGAAACAUCAGAGUUAAGCUUGCUAAAUGAAAUGAGUGAAAAGAGCCAUAAGUUUGAGGUCAACGAUCGCGUGCGCAUUAGCGCGCCAAAGGACAUAUUUAUGACGCUUCAAUCAGGGCAUGGUGGCUGGAAUUCUGCAAUGGCAGAUGAAAUUGGAAAGAUUGGAGUUGUUAAUUCAAUCACAGAGAAGGGGGAUAUAAUGGUUACCAUGGAAGGGAGUGUCUCAAAAAUGGCGUUGCAUCCUCAAGUAUUGAAAAAGGUAUUAGCUCCAAAAAUUUUGAAAGAGGGAGACAGCAUAAAGAUUCUCUCAGACAUCAAUAUUGCAAAGAAGAGCUUUGCCUCUCAGAUUGGAGAAUGGAAUGAGGAGAUCGCCAAGUGCAUAGGACAGAUCGGGAAAAUCACAAAAUCAUAUGUUGAUGGCAAUUAUCGUGUUGUAGUCGGUCACAGUUCUGUUGUUAUUCCUGGCGAUUUUAUUGAUGAAAAAGUCCAGCAACUUGCUGCUGGUGAUUCUGUUGGCAAAUCUUCUGAGGUGUCAAAUGAAUUCAAAAUAGUACAAGCAGCAAAAGGUGGUGAUUUGCAAGAACUAAAAGAUAUGUUAGACGCGAAUCCACAAGAUGUGAAUACGCCAUCUUUGGACGGGACUCCCUUGAAUGCAGCUAUAUUUGAAGAAAGAGAAGACAUUGUUUCAUAUUUGAUAAACAAGGGGGCAGAUGUCAAUGUGUUGGAUAAAAACAAGCACACUGCUCUUCAUCAUGCAUUAUCAGUUGGAAAUGAAGAAAUCAUCAAAGUUGUUACUUCCAGCAAGCGCCUUGAUACCACUAUUUUGGCGGGAAAAUCCAACCUCGAUUACUUGCAAUUCGCCUCUGUCUGCGGAAGUUUGUUUGGCACCGAAAUAUUGUUCAAGCUUAUGUCGAAUCAGAUGAUGCGCCCCAGCAGCGGGCCUUCUCCACUCCAUUAUGCUGUAAUAUCAAACCUCGAACUCGUGAAAUUUCUGGUCAACGAAGCAGGGUAUGAUGUCAAUUCGAGAGAUCUUGAUCAACGCACACCGCUUCAUAUUGCCAUUAUGACAAGCAAUCUUGCGACGGCAAUCUAUCUCAUCCAGAGCGGUGCAGAUAUCAAUGCAAGUGAUAUGCGUGGCAACACUGCGUUACAUAUGACAAUAUCAUCGCAAGACAGACAGUCCUUAAGGGAGCAUGUCUGGUAUUGUGUUCCUCUGAAGCGUUAUAUCGGCAAAAAAGAUCAACUUAGGAUUGAGAACAAACAGAUAAUCAAGAAGCUUCUUGAAGAGCUUGAUUUGAAGAAGACGUGGCUCAGCAAUGAUAUUGUCUUUGGUUGCUAUCUUGUAAAAAAUGGAGCAGAUGUCGGCAUGAAAAAUGCAAAUGGUUUAACUGCACUUGGUGCAUGCCCAAGAUCCGAAGUCUUGAGUGCUGUAAAGAAAUACAAUGAAAAGUACGUCAACUACAUGCGAAGAGAAGCCACGGAAAAUCGUAUGCAGUCCAUCUCGAGCAGCAGUCACAGUAACGAAAACCAGUACUGUUCCAUCUCUUCAGAAGGCUCACUUGGCUAUCAAGAAUGCAGAUUAUGCCGACAGAACGGCACAGAUGCUUGUUUUGAGCCGUGUGGUGACAUCGCCGUUUGCUUGGACUGUGCCGGCUAUUUUUGCAGGUGUUUCAUUUGCGAGGAAGAUGUUUUGUCUUACUCAAAGAAGGUUGCGGUUUCUGACUGUUUAAUCUGUGAUGAGAAGAUUGCCGAAGUUCUCUUUGAGCCGUGCAAGCAUGUUGUUUGUUGCUCAGCAUGUGCUUGGAGAAUGGCAAAAUGUGUUCAUUGCAAAAUGGAGAUCAGGCAGAAGUUUGAUAAAAACAUGCAGCCAUUGACUGCACCAAAUGAUGCAGACUCGGUACGAUAUGAUGACUUGUUGGCAUCUUUGAAAAACCUCGAGGCAAAGGUGAAGGAAAUCGAGUCUGUUAACACGUGCACAAUUUGCCUUGACAGACAGAAGAACGUCAUGUUCCUUUGUGGCCAUGGAACAUGUGACAUCUGCUCUCCGUCGCUUGAGAUGUGCCCUAUUUGCAGAGAUCCUAUCGAAAAGAAGAUCCCUAUGUUUUGAACAUUCUGAAGUCAAACAACGUUUUACCCAUUAUAUAGACUGUAGGGAUUAUCACAUUAUGAUAUCAUUGUAUAUAAACAGUUGAGGUGUACUAUGGGUGUAUUUUCGAACUAGUCAAUUAACCAAUAAUGUAAUUAAAUGUAAUAAAGAUGUUAUUAAUAGUAAAAAGGUUUUUGGUGGAAUAUUUGUCUUUGGGGUUUAAUUGAUUUAGUUUAAAGUAUUCAUUUCAAUGUAUGAAACUUGUCUUGUGUUUAGUUUAUAAAACGUGAGUACACUAAACAAUAAACAUUUUUCUUGUGUUGAAUUGGUAGAGAAAGCAACAAGAAUUUUGAUUUUUAAACUAGAAUAUUUGAAUUUAAAGUGUAUAUAUUACUCAUAACGAAGAUAUAAACCUCAAACAUAUACUUUUGCUUUUUCAUUAAAAUUUGAUUCAUUUCAAGCUCAUAGCAGUAGAAGGUAUCCUGCGCCCCCUAAGCGAAGUCAAAUCAGAGGGGCUGGUCUCCCCUUGUUAUUGGCAAACAGUAAUCUAUCUCUACUUUUGCUAUUGUUUUUCGCAACAUUUUUGGCAAGAACCUUUCCCUCCCCUCCUGGUUAUUUCGAUAGCAACACAUUCCUGAUUAAGAGUAAAGGUUAGCUUAAGGCUACUACAAAACUACAGUACUACGCCAAUGAGAGCAAUAAAGCAUGUCAUAUUAUACUAAAAUUAACGGCUACAAACAGACAAGAAAGAACGCAUUUCAUCAAGACGCUACUGUAGGAACAUUUCCUUUAUGCAUGAUAGCAUGUUUAGACAACACUAGUUGAACAGCAAAACGUCAAGAGUGAACAUUAAAACGAAUUU
Molecule: messenger RNA, 3971 nt
Organism: Rhopilema esculentum
Lineage: Eukaryota; Metazoa; Cnidaria; Scyphozoa; Rhizostomeae; Rhizostomatidae
Product: E3 ubiquitin-protein ligase mib1
Biological process (GO): protein ubiquitination
Cellular component (GO): cytoplasm
Molecular function (GO): zinc ion binding; protein binding; ubiquitin-protein transferase activity
Source: RefSeq, a predicted model, not a curated record